AUGCCUACAAAGUUCCAAGUAAUUGUGAUAGGCGGCUCUAUCGCUGGCCUAACCUUGGCCCACUGCCUCGAUCACGCGGGGAUCGACUACAUAAUUCUAGAAAAACAGAAGCACAGUGAAGCAAUACCAGGAGCCUUCAUUACAGUUGCACCCAACGGAGCUCGAAUUCUUGACCAACUAGGACUGUACGAUGCUGUGAAAACAGUCAGUCAGCCUACCAGAUUGGCCCAUGUUAGCUAUCUUGACGGGUCUGUCCUCAAACAACAGUGGCCGAUCUAUGUCGAGCAAAGGUGUGUAGAGCGGUAUUUCUUGUUACUCUCGGGUCCUGAUACUUUUUUAUGCAGGUUAGGAUAUCCUUUCUGUACUAUGACUCGCCAACAGUUAAUGUACCUUCUGAUGACGAAGUUAAAAGACAAGUCAAAGGUCUAUUUGAACAAAAAAGUGGUUAGUAUCCACACAGAAGAUUCAGUGAUAUCUGUAUCGACGGCGGAUGGCGGUAAAUACUAUGGAGAUCUGGUUGUGGGUGCAGAUGGUGUUCACAGCAUCACCCGCUCGGAAAUGUGGCGAAUUGCCAAUAUUCAACGACCAGGUCUCAUCACCGGUGACAUGACCAAUUAUAGAUGCGUUUUCGGUACCUCAGACCCAGUUCCUGGUAUCAUACCGGGAGAACAAAUCAUGAAAUGUCAUGAUGGAUUAACCAUUAUCAUAUUUGGGGGAAAGGAUGGCUUGAUUGGUUGGUGUGCAGUCCAAAGAUUAGAUAAAACGCACCGAUAUCCAAAUAUCCCACGGUAUCUACAAGCUGAUGCUGUUUCCUUGUGCGAACGGCUCACGAAUCUCCCAAUCCGGAAUGAUCUGAGAUUCGGUAAUAUAUGGGAUAGAAGGAAGUCAGUUGUGAUGACCGCUCUGGAGGAGGGUCUUCUACAAACAUGGAAUUACGGUCGUAUCGUUUGCAUUGGUGACAGUGUCAAUAAAACAGCUCCAACGAUGGGGCAAGGUGCUAAUAUUGCAAUCGAGAGCGCCGCCGCCUUAGCAAAUGGGUUGCACGGUUUACUCCAGACAAGCCCCGACCAGAGUCCUUCCGAUGAAACGAUAAUCAGGAUACUUGACGCCCUCUCUCAUACCGUUUACUUGCGAUUCAGAACUAUGAGCGGAUUUUGCCAAACUGGAACUCGUGUCCUUGCGCGAGAAGGGAUCGUUUAUACUUUUCUUGGACGGUACAUCCUUCUUCGGUCCGACCAUCUCAUAGGCCUUUGGUUGUCUAAAAUCCUGGCAGCGGGUGUUACACUUGAAUACUUGCCACCAACUAUAAUGCGACAGAGUCACACCCAAGGACAUAAUGACCGGCUUUAUAAGAAUUUCUCUAUCUUUGCUUUAUUUUCAGUUGCGCUUUUGUGGAUAACAACCAAGGUAUUUUUUACAUAG
Penicillium nucicola is the source of this 1422-nucleotide messenger RNA. Its product is annotated as FAD-dependent oxidoreductase. Gene Ontology annotation, molecular function: FAD binding. The transcript is spliced from 3 exons. The record is from RefSeq and is a predicted model, not a curated record. Lineage: Eukaryota; Fungi; Ascomycota; Eurotiomycetes; Eurotiales; Aspergillaceae. The coding region runs from base 1 to 1422 and encodes 473 amino acids.